Amyelois transitella is the source of this 1583-nucleotide messenger RNA. It is a transcript of the gene Kr-h1, whose product is annotated as Krueppel homolog 1. NCBI's taxonomy places the organism in Eukaryota, Metazoa, Arthropoda, Insecta, Lepidoptera, Pyralidae. The transcript has 2 exons. The coding region runs from base 277 to 1323 and encodes 348 amino acids. The record is from RefSeq and is a predicted model, not a curated record.
GUUUUAGACAUGAUAGUUUGGUCUCGCAAGAAUUCCAUCGUCGUCGUCACCGUCGCUCGACUCUAGUUCACGACGUCGCGCGCCGACUAGCCGCGCCACCCGCCGCCUCCGCUCCCGCACCCGUUGUGUGUUGUGUCGCAUUCAGCCUCGGGCCGCCGCGGGUUGAGCGCGCGUCUGUUUUGUUAUAUCACAAGCACCGUGCGCAACCUACACCAACACUAAAGCCAUUAGACCUACAUUGCUUGAGAAAGUGAUCAAUCAUUAUCAUCGCGGAACAUGAUAGGUGAAGAAGAACGUGUUCAUCAAUGCGGUGAGUGUGGCUUGACGCUCUCCACCCGAAGUGCACUGACAGCUCACGCGCGAUCUCAUCGAGUUUCUGCUGAUGCUCAUCGUUGUGAUGUUUGUCACAAGACCUUUGCUGUGCCUGCAAGACUAGUUCGCCAUUAUCGAACACACACUGGUGAACGACCGUUCGAGUGUGAGUACUGUCACAAAAUGUUUAGUGUCAAAGAAAAUCUUCAAGUUCACCGCCGUAUUCAUACUAAAGAGAGGCCUUACCGCUGCAAUGUAUGCGAUGCAGCCUUCGAGCAUUCGGGAAAGCUUCACCGUCAUGCUCGAAUCCAUACUGGUGAGCGGCCACAUGCUUGCCCACAUUGUGAUAAAACAUUUAUACAGUCUGGUCAACUGGUUAUUCAUCUGCGAACACACACUGGAGAGAAACCUUAUCGCUGUCCUGCUCCUGGAUGUGGCAAAGGAUUUACCUGCUCAAAGCAAUUAAAAGUGCACUCGCGUACCCACACAGGUGAACGGCCUUACACUUGUGAUAUUUGUCUUCGAGAUUUCGGUUAUAACCAUGUUUUAAAAUUACAUCGUUUUCAACAUUAUGGUGAGCGUUGUUAUCGUUGUACUGUAUGCGAUGGUACAUUUAACACUAAAAAGCAAAUGGAGGCACAUAUAUACAAAGAGCACGGUGCUGAAACUCCACGCACACAAACUUUGCAGUCUUCAGUACCACUAGUAGUAAAUGGUAACGUCAUGUGCGAUUUAGUUGAAGCUGCUCUUCAACAAUUGCCACCAACCCCGCCUAGUUCUCCUCCAUCACCGCAAUGCCAGAGUACGCAGGUUGUGCCUGUCGCUCCUUCGUCAUCUUUAUCACAUGUACCUUUACCAAGUCAAGUAACUCCUUUACAGUAUACCACAGUACAUUCAACGUUACCACCACGGAAGCGUAAAUUUAUUCCUCAGCCGGAACCGGCCCCUGUGCCGGUAGUACGACACACUUCUGUUAUUCAAUUUGCACCUGCUGUGGUUGAUGCUUCCUAGUUAGUUUUAAGACUUAUGUUAUAAUAAUAUUAAGUAUUUAAAUGAAGUGCUUUGUGCUUUAUGAACUGUUGAUGAUGUGCAAGAAUUGUAGCCUCAGUAGUGUAGCGUAAUUUUAUUUCUGUUUUCUUUUUUGAUUAAAGACGAUUGCGUGUAGAAAUAUAAGUACUAUUAUGAUACAUACCUGUCUAAAAAAUAAGAAUUAAAAGACUUCGUAUAAGUGCAUUUGUGCCGUGUUAAUAUAACUUUUAUAUUCAUCUACA